Messenger RNA from Chelmon rostratus (copperband butterflyfish), 2535 nucleotides. RefSeq names its product cytochrome P450 2K1-like. Gene Ontology annotation, cellular component: cytoplasm; intracellular membrane-bounded organelle. Gene Ontology annotation, molecular function: iron ion binding; heme binding; oxidoreductase activity, acting on paired donors, with incorporation or reduction of molecular oxygen, reduced flavin or flavoprotein as one donor, and incorporation of one atom of oxygen. The transcript is spliced from 9 exons. The coding region runs from base 1 to 1515 and encodes 504 amino acids. Lineage: Eukaryota; Metazoa; Chordata; Actinopteri; Chaetodontiformes; Chaetodontidae. Gene Ontology annotation, biological process: xenobiotic metabolic process. The record is from RefSeq and is a predicted model, not a curated record.
AUGGCGAUUUUAGAUGUUUUUCUCCAGUCGUCCAUUUCUGUCUCCUUCCUGGGGGCUCUUGUGGUCCUCCUGCUCAUCUACCUUGUCUCCUCAUUCAGCUUCAGCCUCCAGGAGGAUAGAAAAGAUCCUCCAGGGCCAAAACCACUUCCUCUGCUCGGGAACCUGCUGCAGCUUGACCUUGCGAGACCCUACAAGACAUUACUGGAGCUUUCCAAGAAAUAUGGAUCAGUGUUCACCGUCUAUUUUGGACCCAAAAAAGUGGUGGUCCUGGCUGGACACAAGACAGUGAAAGAGGCUCUGGUCAAUCAUGCUGAAGAGUUUGGAGACAGAGAUUCAAUACAAAUAAUGGAAGACAGCAGUCAAGGCCAUGGGGUUUUAUGGUCCAAUGGAGAUUCAUGGAAGGAGAUGAGACGCUUUGCCUUGACAAACCUGAGAGAUUUUGGGAUGGGCAAGAAGGUGUGUGAGGACAAGAUCAUUGAGGAAUGUGACUACCUCAUUGAAGUGUUCAAGGAAUUUAAAGGAGAAGCUUUUGAUACGACUCAACCAAUGAACCGUGCAGUCUCUAAUAUUAUCUGCUCCAUUGUAUAUGGGAGCAGAUUUGAAUAUGAUGACCCAGAGUUUACGUCCCUUGUCGAUCGAACAAACAGAAAUAUUCAACUUGUGGCCUCUCCGUCAAUACAGAUGUAUAACCUGUUUCCAUGGAUCGGUGGAUGGAUCAAUACCAAGAAGGAAAUCCUGAAGUCGGUUUCUGCCAACAAGCAACAGAACUCACGACUGUUCAGUCGUUUGAAGGAGACCCUCAAUCCCCAGAUGUGCAGAGGCCUUGUGGAUGCCUUUCUGGUCCGAAUGCAAGAUCUGGAGAAAUCUGGGAUCAACAGUCACUUCCACAAUGACAACCUUAUGUUCACAGUUUUGCAUCUCUUUGCUGCCGGCACUGACACAACAGCAACUACACUGAGAUGGGCACUUCUGCUUAUGGCCAAGUAUCCAAAAAUACAGGACCAGGUCCAGGAGGAGCUGAGCAGGGUGAUAGGAAGUCGUCAGGUUCGUCUCGAGGACAGGAAGAACCUGUCCUUCAUUGACGCUGUCAUCCAUGAGACACAGAGACUGGCCAGCAUCGUUCCCAUGGCACUUCCUCACAAAACAAGCAAAGACAUCACCUUCCAGGGUCACUUUAUUAAGAAGGGGACCGCAGUGUAUCCUCUCUUGACAUCUGUUCUGUAUGAUGAGAGUGAGUGGGAGAAGCCACACAGCUUUUAUCCUGCCCACUUCCUGGACAAAGAUGGAAAGUUUGUCAAGCGAGAUGCCUUCAUGCCUUUUUCUGCAGGUCGCAGGGUUUGUCUUGGAGAGAGUCUGGCCAGGAUGGAGCUCUUCAUCUUCUUCACCACCCUCAUGCAACACUUUCGCUUCACUCCUCCACCUGGAGUUUCAGAGGAUGAAAUGGAUCUGAGUCCACGUGUGGGCCUCACACUCAACCCUUCAUCUCAUAAACUGUGUGCUGUUUCCUGUAUGUGAGCAAACUAUGACCACUGAUCACUUAAGACCAAAAACAUGAACCUUCUUCCCGAGGCUACACAUAUAUAAGUGAGCCUGAACCAAACCCUUUCUUGGCAUACUUGAUCGCAAAGAUGUAGUUUCAUUAUCUGGACAUUAAAUCAAACAAUAACUGCAUUAAAUAAUAAGACAAAGACCAUUUUUUCUGACUAAUGAUUGAGUUUGUUGAAGAAGUAAUUGACACCUGUCAAUCAUUGUCAUGAAAUGUUGUAAAUGUCAGUCAAACUUUAUGCUCCAUGAGCCAUCUUGAGUUCAAAUUCAAGUGACAGUGUCAUUCACCCAGAGGAUGUCCUCACUUACAGUCCAGCUCUGUAAUUUCCAAGAUGAACUGAACUUUUGCCUUCCCUGGUGAACCAUUCAGUUGUACAAACACCUUGUUUGUGUGCCACGCACCACCCUGUCCCCUGUGUAAGAUCAAGUCUGGUCACCAAGCCUCUGACAGUUCAUGCAGAAAUAUUGUUCCAGAUCUGCCACUCUGCCCUCCAAUAUCAUUUUAUCCUUUUCCAUAAUUUGUCUUUGUAGAUCCAAUGAAGUCCAGUGUCGGUUUCUGUUGUUUAGAGAUAUUUGUAAUCUCUCCUGACACAAAGUCGAGUGAUUCCUUUAUUUCCCUGACUUCCUCUUCUGAAGGUAUACUGGGCCUCUUUGUUGGUAUUGUGGGAAACUAGCACCUUUUAGACUUUCUUAAGAUUCUCUGUAUCACAGUGGUUUGAUCAUUAGGUGAGGAUCAACUAAAGGCCAACUGACAGAUGACAUCUAUAACAGCAGUGCCAUUUGUUGAGACAACCAACUGUUGUUCUGUGUUUUUGUGACCAUGUAAAGUUAAUGCAAGUUUGGCAGAGAAUACUAUGCACUGGUCUUCUUUCAAUGUUGCAUGACACUUUAAUGUAUAUUUAACAUUUACUUUUAAAAAGUGUAUGUCUUAGUAGAUGUCUUUAAGUUCCAUUUAAAUGUAUUAAAAAUGAAUAUACUAAUUCUGAAAUU